Amphibalanus amphitrite is the source of this 789-nucleotide messenger RNA. RefSeq names its product DNA-binding protein SMUBP-2-like. Gene Ontology annotation, molecular function: 5'-3' DNA helicase activity. Bases 1 to 789 code for a protein of 262 amino acids. The record is from RefSeq and is a predicted model, not a curated record. NCBI's taxonomy places the organism in Eukaryota, Metazoa, Arthropoda, Thecostraca, Balanomorpha, Balanidae. The transcript has 2 exons.
AUGAGUACGCUGGCAUCCGUGCGCAGUGUAGACCUGGAACACUAUUUCGACCUGCUGGUGAUCGACGAGUGCGGCCAGGCGACAGAGCCCGCCUGCUGGCUAGCCAUCCCACUCGCCAAGCGAGUGCUGCUGGCUGGUGAUCCUCACCAGCUGCCGCCGACCAUCCUCAGCCAAGAGGCAGCCAGUGGUGGUCUGGCUGUCUCGCUGAUGGAGCGACAGAUGGGACUGCACGGGGAGGGCGUCGUCCACAUGCUGGACACCCAGUACCGCAUGCACGCGCUGAUUCAGGAGUGGUCCUCGAAGACUCUGUACGGCAGUAAGCUGAAGGCCUCGAAAAAAGUCGCCAGUCGUCAGCUGACGGACUUGCCCGGUGUGAGCAGUACGUCACGGACGCAGCAGACCCUCCUCCUUGUGGACUCGGCUGGAUGUGGUCUUAGGGAGGCACAGGAUGUGAAUACCAGCUCGCACAGCAACACUGGCGAGGCAGAACUGGUGGUUUGCCACGCGAGAUCCCUGAUCAAUGUGGGACUUCAGGCAGAGGACAUCGGCGUGAUCACCCCAUACAAGCAGCAGGUGAAGCUCAUCUCUGCCAGACUGCGCACAGCUGGAUUGAACGUGGAGGUGAACUCUGUGGACGGAUACCAGGGUCGUGAGAAGGAGGCCAUCCUGCUCUCUCUGGUGCGUUCCAACGCACGCGGUCAGGUGGGCUUCGUGGGCGACCGGCGGCGGCUGAACGUGGCAUUAUACGUCCGUGACCCGUGGCUCCAAGUCCGUCACUCAUGGUUCUGA